AUGGACUCUCAAGGCCCCCAGGGGCAGUCAAGUGUCCCGGGACCGGCCGGUCGCCGCAUAAAUGUCGCCCAUCGACGUACCCCUUCCUCCCUCACCCCGUUACUCAUGGAACAACUCGCUUUACAACAACAAAUUGAACACCUGCAGCAGCAGCAACAGCAAAUUGCGCAUCAACAAUAUAUGAAUUUGGGCAAUAUGGGAAACAUGGGCAUGAUGCAGUCCCAGCAGCCUAUCCCACAGCAAGGUUAUCCCCAAAUGCAAGGAUUCCAACUCUCCCCGAUGCAGGCACAACAGCAGCUCGGAAUUCACAUGGGCAACGCAAACCAAGCUGGCAGCCAUCGCCGCAAUCAAUCAGCCCUUCCAAACGUUGGAAUGGGCCCGCCACCUGCUCCAUCUACCGGAGCAUCCGGCGCCGCAGGCUAUGGCGACAACGGCCAGGCACAGGGACAAAACAAUGGAAACCAUGGCCGUGAAAACAGCAAUCAGGCCCGCCGAGGUGGUGGUCCUCCAGGAGGUGGCCACCAGCGCCGUCACUCCCUCGCAUUACCCGAAGCCAGAAGGGCCGCGGAGCUCGCCCAGCAAAAGAGAACUACAUCGGGCUUCCAAUUCCCUAUCCCAGGCGCUUCUGGUGCUUCCCCCGCAGGCCAAAAUGAAGCUUUGGACGAAAAGCCAGAAGACAAUAGCCCCACUAUGGCCCAGCAGCAACCAGCUCAAGGUCUUGGCGUCCAGCGAUCAGGAAACAUCCGAGGUGGCGGUGCCCAUCUACGCAGUCAGUCUAUGGCUGUUGGCAAUGGCCGUCAAGCGACUGGUAGAACUACCCCAGGAUUCCAGUUCUCUCCAGCCGGCGAAACUGCUGGCCCUGCCGGAGCUGAUGGUGCACGACGAACAAGCCAACCUGGCCACGGUCGAAGCGGCUCUAGAAACUUCGACAGCAACUGGCGCCAGCAAGGUGGUGCCCAGGGCGGCCACAACAUGGGCCAACAGCAGCAGCAGCAACAACAGCAAGGUGGCGGUGGUUUCCAGCCAGGUCACCGCGCCAGAGGCUCUAUCAACCAGUCUGUCGGAAACUUCCAGUUCCCUAACCAGCAACAGCUUCUCCAGCUGCCUCAAGGCCAAAUGGUUAUGCCGCAGAUGUUCCCCGGUCAACCACAACAGUAUAACCCCAUGCAGUUGGCACAGCUACAGGCACAACUACAGAGUGGUCAACUCAACGGCAUGCAAGCAAACGUCCAGAUGACCCCACAGCAACAGCAGCAACAGAGGAAGACACUCUUUACCCCGUAUCUUGCCCAGUCUAGUCUUCCUGGUCUCUUGGCUGCUGGCCAGCUCGUUACCGGUAUCCUCCGUGUCAACAAGAAAAACCGUUCCGACGCAUAUGUUAGCUGUGCCGAUCUAGACGCAGAUAUCUUCAUCUGUGGUAGCAAGGACAGAAACCGAGCCCUCGAAGGCGACUUGGUUGCCAUCGAGCUCCUUGAUGUCGAUGAGGUCUGGAGCCAGAAGCGCGAAAAGGAAGAAAAGAAGAAGCGCAAGGACAUCACCGACACCAGAAGCGGAAGUGCCGCUGGCCUUGACCGAGGAGGCCGUUCUGAUUCCAACGCCAACGCCGAUAACCAACAAGUAGGCCCCGAUGGCAGUAUCCGACGCAGAGGCAGUCUCCGCCAGCGACCUACCCAGAAGAAGAACGACGACGUCGAAGUCGAAGGCCAGAGCUUGCUUCUUGUUGAAGAAGACGAGAUCAGCGAUGACCACAAGCCCCUGUACUCAGGCCACGUCGUUGCCGUCAUCGAGCGUGUUCCAGGACAGAUGUUCUCCGGAUCUUUGGGUCUACUCCGCCCCAGCAGCCAGGCCACCAAGGAAAAGCAAGAGCUUGAAAGGGUCAGAGACGGACACCAUGGACGCGAAGAGCGCCGCGCGGAAAAGCCUAAGAUCGUUUGGUUCAAGCCUACCGACAAGCGUGUUCCCCUUAUCGCUAUCCCAACUGAGCAGGCGCCCCGUGACUUCCUCGAGAAGCAUGCAAACUACGCCAACGACAUCUUUGUUGCUUGUAUCAAGAGAUGGCCCAUCACCUCUCUCCAUCCGUUCGGAACUCUUGUUGAACAGCUAGGCCUCAUGGGCGAUCUCAGGGUCGAGACUGACGCUUUGCUCCGCGAUAACAACUUCGCCUCUGAUGAGUUCCCCGCAUCGGUCCUUGACAAGCUUGGCUUUGAAAAUUGGUCCAUUGAUCAGGAGGAUGCUGAAGCCCUCCAAUCCCGUCGUGAUUUCCGUAGCGAGAACACUUUCACUAUUGAUCCCAACGGGACCAAAGAAUUGGAUGAUGCUAUCCAUAUUAAAUCCGUAGAUGGUGGAAAGGUUGAAAUCGGUAUUCAUGUUGCCGAUGUCUCUCAUUUCAUCAAACCAAAUACCCCUAUUGAUAGAGAAGCGAAGAAGCGUGGCAGCGGCGUCUACCUGAUAAACCGCGUUGUGAGCAUGCUCCCAUCGCGAUUGUCAAACGAAAUCCUGGCUCUCUUGCCAGGCGAACAACGUCUCACCAUGAGUGUCGUGUUCAAGGUCGAUCCCAAGUCUGGUGCUGUCGAAGGUGAGCCCUGGAUUGGUAAAGGCCUGAUCAAGAGCUCAGGCAAACUGAGCUACCAUGACGUUGACAAGGUAAUUCAUGGAUCUGAUGACGUCCAACUUGGCGGUGUUACGGUCGGAGAUAUUAAGAUGUUGUUUGAUAUCACCCGUAAAUUCCGCGAAGCACGACUUGGCCAUCGUUCGGAGAGGUUGCAACCUCUUCGUCUCUUGUACCAGCUUGAUGACGAGAAUGUGCCGGUGGAGCGUAACAUCUUCAACUCUACACCUGCACAUGAAGCUAUCGAGGAGCUAAGCUACAAGGCCAACCACUUCGUCGCCAAGAAGAUUGUUGCUGCCUUCCCUGAGAAGGCCUUCCUUCGCAGACAGGCUCCGCCAAACUUUAGGCGUAUGCAAACAUUCGUUGAGAGAAUGAACAAUCUUGGGUAUGAAAUCGACUCAUCUAGCAGCGGCUUGGUGCAGAACAGUCUCUUCAAGGUGGAAGAUGAUGAUUUGCGCAAGGGCAUGGAAACACUCCUUCUCAAGGCCAUGGGACGCGGAAAGUAUUAUAUUUCUGGCAAUGUUAGCGAGCAAGACCGGCCACACUUCAUUCUUAACCUGCCCAUCUACACCCACUUCACCAACCCAUUUCGCCGCUAUGCCGAUAUCAUUGUUCACAGACAGUUGGAAGCAGCUCUAUCUGGCGCAACAGACUGGCCCGAAGACAUGGAAGCCUUCGCUAAGUUGGCUGAUCAGUGUAACAACAAGAAGGAUUCUGCCCAAACUGCUCAAGAGCAGAGUGUGCACAUUGAAGCCUGCCGUGCAAUGGACAAGGAAAGACAGGAGAUUGGAAGUGAAUUGAUUGCUGAAGGAAUUGUCCUUUGCGUCUACGAAUCCGCCUUUGAUGUUCUGAUCCCACAAUAUGGAUUUGAAAAACGUGUCCAUUGCGAUCAGCUGCCUCUCAAGAAGGCCGAAUUCCGCAAGAAUGACCGCGUUCUGGAAUUGUACUGGGAGAAGGGCGUGCCAUCAUCGACCUACAUCCCCGAGGACGAGCGUCCUAAACCAGCUCUCAGUGCCCGCGCCGCCAACCAUGCAGCCGCCGCUCGUGAAGCAGAGGAAGCACGACAGAGGGCACGCGAGCGAGAGGAGGCUCAGCGAAGAGGCACUGAAACCAGCACAAUUUCGACUGACGCUGUUGAAGAUUUGUUUGAUGACGACGACGACCUGUCAGAAGUCGCCGAUCACCUUGCUGGAGUAAGCCUCAACUCUAAUAAUAAUAAUAAUACCGACCGCUCUACUCAGAGCAUGCCACCGUCCCCAACGAGGAACGGUGUUGCACACCCACCUCAUCGCACACAGUCUGAUCCCAGGAUCGCAACCACUGCUGGCGAGGCUACCAACGGCCAGAUGACGAACAGGGAGAGAUACGGACAUCUCUUCGAAUUGCGUGAGGAGGAUGGUGAAUACAUCCAGGACGUCAGAGAAAUGACUCGUGUGCCAAUCAUUCUCAAGAUUGACCUCUCCAAGAGCCCACCGUGCUUGACCAUCCGAUCCAUGAACCCCUACGCUAUGUAG
This is a messenger RNA of Arthroderma uncinatum, 4122 nucleotides long. RefSeq lists its product as uncharacterized. The record is from RefSeq and is a predicted model, not a curated record. The transcript has 5 exons. Gene Ontology annotation, cellular component: exosome (RNase complex); P-body. Gene Ontology annotation, biological process: mRNA catabolic process. The coding region runs from base 1 to 4122 and encodes 1373 amino acids. NCBI's taxonomy places the organism in Eukaryota, Fungi, Ascomycota, Eurotiomycetes, Onygenales, Arthrodermataceae. Gene Ontology annotation, molecular function: 3'-5'-RNA exonuclease activity; RNA binding.